AUGAAAGCCUUAUGUUGCUUUCUUUUCCUUUCUCUUUUCUCCAUUAUUUCUUCCCGAACCUUAUCUCUCUCACUAAACAACGCCUUCGCGGCAGCCAUUACACGACGUCACCUAGUCCAAACGAAAGAAACUGACCAUGAACCCGAUGUUUGGGAGACCGAGGUUGAUCCAAAAUUAGUUUUCCCUAAUCCUAGGCUUAAAAAGGCCUAUUAUGCAUUACAAGAAUGGAAGAAGGUCAUUUUUUCAGACCCGGAAAAAAUGAUUAGAAAUUGGGAAGGCGUAGAUGUAUGUUCUUAUAAUGGCGUGUUUUGUGAAAAAGCACCGGAUGAUCCAAAUAUAAUGACGGUCGCUGGAAUUGAUCUUAACCAUGGCGACAUAGCAGGCGAACUCGUUCCACAACUUGGGCUAUUAACUGACCUAGCCAUAUUCCACAUAAAUUCUAAUAGAUUUUGUGGGAUGCUCCCAAAUUGUUUAUCAAAGCUUUCAAUCCUUCACGAAUUCGACAUAAGCAAUAACCGAUUUGUGGGCCCGUUUCCUAGUGUUGUGUUGGACAUGCCUAAACUAAAGUAUCUUGAUAUUAGAUUUAAUAACUUUGAAGGAGCAUUACCACCUGAACUGUUUGAUAAAGACUUGGAUGCUAUAUUCUUGAACCAUAACCGAUUCUGCUCCAAUAUACCAGAAAACUUCGGGAAUUCUAGUGCUUCAGUUAUCGUGUUAGCGGAAAAUGACUUUAAAGGAUGCAUUCCUACUAGUAUUGGCGAUAUGACUUGCUUAGAUGAGGUCAUUUUUGCUAACAAUGAACUAUCUGGUUGCUUACCUGACGAAUUUGGGUUGCUCGAGAAUAUAACAGUUUUGGACUUGAGUAAGAACAAAUUUGUAGGUACGCUACCGGAAGGUUUUCAAAACCUGAAGCGCGUUGAGAUGAUUGAUAUUGGGCAUAACGAGUUCACUGGUACGGUGGGUGAUUCUAUUUGUACUUUGCCGAAACUAAUGAACUUUACGUUUUCUGAUAAUUACUUCAAUGGACUUGAACCAAAAUGUGAAAAACCUGUAAAGCCAGAGCUUGUGUUUGAAAACCGAGAUAACUGUUUGCCGGGUAAACCAGAUCAGAAAAAGGAGAAUAAGUGUGCGCCAGUUGUGAAUCGGGAGAUUGAUUGUGAAUCGGUUGGGUGUAGACCGUCAAUAGAUAGCGACGAAGAGGGUCAGAAGAGAAAACCACCAAAGAGAAAACCACCUCCUGUACCUAAGCCCACACCGGUUCCAAAACCACCUACACCUAAGCCAGCACCACCGGUUCAUUCACCACCGCCACCGGUUCCUAAACCACCUCCAACACCGGUUCAACCUCCUCCACCACCUGUUCAACCACCUCCAAAACCUAUUCAACCACCUCCUUCCCCGGUUCCUAAACCACCUCCAACACCGGUGCCCGAAGCACCUAAGCCUAAACCACCGCCAAUUCAAUCACCUCCUCCACCAGUCCACUCACCUCCACCACCGGUUCAUUCCCCUCCACCACCGGUUCAUUCCCCUCCACCACCGGUCCACUCCCCACCUCCACCCAUUCACUCACCUCCCCCACCGGUUCAUUCCCCCCCUCCACCAGUUCACUCACCACCACCACCACCACCAGUAUUCUCACCUCCACCACCACCAAGUCAACCACCUCCAUCACCUCCUCCGUCACCACCACCUCCAGUCCCAUCCCCACCGCCACCAACCUUUGACGACAUUGUACUUCCACCACAUAUCGGUUCACGUUACCCAUCACCGCCACCACCAAUAUUUGAAGGGUACUAAACAUUAGACCA
Erigeron canadensis is the source of this 1811-nucleotide messenger RNA. Its product is annotated as pollen-specific leucine-rich repeat extensin-like protein 4. The coding region runs from base 1 to 1800 and encodes 599 amino acids. The record is from RefSeq and is a predicted model, not a curated record. Gene Ontology annotation, molecular function: protein binding. The transcript has a single exon. NCBI's taxonomy places the organism in Eukaryota, Viridiplantae, Streptophyta, Magnoliopsida, Asterales, Asteraceae.